AUGCGCGUGCUCAUAUUUGGAGGCAAUGGGCGUGUUGCCAAAGCCAUGACGAGCCUGAUGCUGGCGAGAUCUUGGCAGGUGACAAGCGUGAUCAGAAACCCGAGCCAGGAGAAAUACAUACAAUCCCUCGGUGAUAACCAGAAGGGAACAAUUGACGUUAUCAGUCUUGAUCUGAAAGAUCUUAAAGAUUCCGGCGAAGUUCGGCAAAAAAUCCUCGAUAACUGCAGCCCAGAUUGCGUGGUAUUCGCCGCCGGGUCCUUCUCCGACGUUUACAGCAUUGACCGUGACGCGGCCAAGGUUAUCAUCAAGGCAUCGACUUCACAUCCGGCAGUCAGAAAGUUCCUCUUGAUUUCAUUCCCCGCAUCCCGUCGGAAGCCGGCUCCAUGGUGGGAUAGUCGCGAUGUCAUGGAGUAUAUCAAAGAAAAGAACUCCUAUCCUGACAUAGCCGACGCAAAGCUGCAGUCUGACGAGUAUCUGAUUGCCAUGUCAAGGAAACGAAACCUCCAGGACAGUUCAGGCUUCCAGGCAAUCAGCCUGAGGCCUAGUUGGCUUCUGACGAGCCCGGGUACUGGCAAGGUCCACUUGGGUAAGACCCGAGCACUGGGCCAAAUUCCCAUUCAGGACGUGGCUGCUGUGGCAGUAGGCCUGCUUUCGAGAGAGGAUACACAUGGCUGGUAUGAUUUGAUACAAGGAAAUGAUGGGAUUGAUGAGUCUAUUCACAAAGCUGUCCGCGAUGGACUUAACAAUAUCGACGGCGAAGAUGUUGAGGAAAUGUAUAAGCUAGCCGACUAAUAUUCGC
Messenger RNA from Aspergillus calidoustus, 799 nucleotides. The record is from the annotation of a GenBank genome assembly. NCBI's taxonomy places the organism in Eukaryota, Fungi, Ascomycota, Eurotiomycetes, Eurotiales, Aspergillaceae.